Messenger RNA from Symbiodinium natans, 2181 nucleotides. Lineage: Eukaryota; Dinophyceae; Suessiales; Symbiodiniaceae. The record is from the annotation of a GenBank genome assembly.
AUGGCUCUGGCCUAUGAUGUGCAGUGUACCUUCACCACGGACACGGCGGUGAUUUUUGGUGGCGGCGGUGGCAGCAACAAUAUGCUGAAAAUCAGACUGUGCGCGCAGAGGCCCGUGGCCAGUAUUGAGGAUGCUACGUGCGACUUUGAGCUGGAUGCUUGUGGCUGGCAAGGCUGGCAGAGAGGCCAGGGUCAAGCGAGCAGUGGGGAGUGGUACAUGCAGAGCGAUGGUGACGGCAUUUUGCUCAGCCCGCUCUUCCCUGCGCAGUCCAAUUCCAAGCAGCUUCUGUUUUCUUAUCGUCCAGGCCACACUGGCAAGCUCCAGCUUCGGUUCCGGAGGGAUGCUUGCAGUUACAAUUGCUGGACGAAGUUGUGGGACGUGCAUGCUGGACAGGCUGGACAAGAGCAGGCUCUGUCAUGGCAUGAGGCCAAAGUCGUGAUUCCUGCCUCUGCCAUCGGCCUCCAGUUCAUGGCUGUGGGAUAUGCUGAUGAUUCCACCACCCAUGCAGCUGUGGACCACCUGGUAGUUGCAGAAGUUGUUGUCUCCAGGCCCUUCGCGGAGCUCUCGCUCGGCUGGCAACACUCGUGCAUUCUGCACAAGAGUUCUGGUGAGGCGCGCUGCUGGGGUCUAGGUGGGCCCCAGCUUGGGCAGGAAAGCGGGGAAGACAUCGGAGAUGAGCCCCACGAGAUGCGUGCUCUACCCGCCAUCGACCUUGGCAAGAAUCGCACAGCAGUCCAAAUAUCAGCGGGCUACGUGCACACAGCGGUAUUGCUUGAUGACGGGACUGUCAAGCUCGUCGGAUUGAACCUGCCUGCCGUUGACCUGGGCGGGCACACGGCGCUGCAGGUGGCGGCAGGUGAUGGCUGGAUUACAUGCGCCCUUUUGGACGACUACUCGAUUAAGUGUGGGACUUAUAACCUCAUCGACCGUCCCAUGGCGAUGGGGGCUGGUCGCACAGCCCGACAAAUAUCCUUCCGGCCCACAACAACCACAGCAACAAAAUUCUCCAGUAUGUGCGCGUUGUUAGAUGACAACACAAUCAAGUGCUGGCAAAUUUGCGAUGAGCAGCGAGCUGUCACAUGCUGGCAAGACAUGCCUGAGGGAGACGACCUGCCACCGGUGGAUCUGGGAGAGGGCCACGUCAAGGAAGUCCAUGGUGGUACACACUACUUAGAGUCAUGCGCCCUUAUGCAUGAUGGAUCGGCCGUCUGCUGGCCCCGAGCCAGUUCUGUAGGAAGCCAGGUUGACUUGGGAGGACGCAGAGUGCGGCAGUUCAGCUCCGGCUGCGUCCUCCUGGACGACUUCACUGUGAAGUGCUGGGGACCUGGGGAUGCUGCCCGGCUCGGGCAGGGAGACACAGCAAGCAUUGGUCUGCAACAACUCGCAGACCUUCCACCAAUUGAUCUGGGUCUAGGCCGCACUGCCCGUCACAUUGCCAGUAGCGACGAGCACGCCUGUGCCGUCCUGGAUGAUGAUUCGGUCAAGUGUUGGGGAAGGGGGCUCUCCGGCAGGCUGGGUAGGGGGGAUGUGGAGACCAUAGGCGAUGCCGCAAAUGAGAUGGGGGACGACUUGCUUCCUGUCGAGCUGUCUGUCCCAGAUACGAAGUCCUCAGUGCAUGUGCGUCUUCAUGGUGAUUCAGCAUGCGCAGAAUGCCCAGUAAUGCGUGGACAGGUGCAGAUCUUGUACCAAGGCACAUGGGGCGCAGUGUGCGAUGAUGCUUGGGACGAUGUGGAUUCUAGGGUGCUGUGCAGGCAAGUAGGGUUGGCAGGUGGCACCAGUAUCUCACGCUUCGGAAGUGUCGACGGAAACGCAAGCACGCUCAUUUGGAUGGACGACUUGGCCUGCAUCGGCAAUGAAACCAACCUGGGCCACUGCCCGUUCCGAGGCUGGGGCGUGCACGACUGCAACAACUUCGAAGUGGCUGGCGUAGCGUGCCAGGUGGACGCCUGGAGCGACUUCUCCACUUUCAGCAGCCCAGCCCAGCGCACCAGGCACUCGGCGGCGUGGCUCAGCAGCCGCAAAUCGAUGCUGGUUCAUGGUGGGGAGGCCAGUGCGCACUUCAACUUCUUUGCGGACACCUGGCUCUACAGCUUGGUGACGCAAUCCUGGGUGCAGCUGACGCCCACGUCCGGUCCCGCCCCUCGGGCAGGGCACUCCGCCGUGUGGGAUGACCUUCAGUAA